Rhododendron vialii is the source of this 3198-nucleotide messenger RNA. RefSeq lists its product as uncharacterized. Gene Ontology annotation, molecular function: zinc ion binding. The record is from RefSeq and is a predicted model, not a curated record. Lineage: Eukaryota; Viridiplantae; Streptophyta; Magnoliopsida; Ericales; Ericaceae. The transcript is spliced from 4 exons. The coding region runs from base 1 to 2520 and encodes 839 amino acids.
AUGAACGAAAUGUCAAAUAUACCCUUGUCCUCAAGGGGGCUUUUUCUCCACAACGGCAGUAUGAAUCAACCCAAUUUUGGGUUGGUUGGAGUUAUAGCUCUAACUGCAGCUAUUAAAUCUGUUGUUGGUGUGGCUAUGAUAUUUAUUGUUUUUCCUCCCUUUGACCUUUUGCAUGCAGGCCCUAUGUUGUCUUUUAUGUUCUUAGAAAUACACCAUGGUGGGGUAUUUACUGCUGGGCCAAAUAGAGCAUAUGUUAGGGGUAAAAUAGAUGUCAUAGAUGGAAUUGACUCUGACCUGCUGUCUCUCAUUGAAUUGGAAGGUAUUUCCCAGCAUUUAGGGUAUGGACCACAUGUUACUUUCCAUUAUAGGGUUCCUGGGCUUAACUUAGAUAUUGGGCUGGUACAUAUGAAAAGCGAUGCUGAUGUUGUUGCUUUAGUAACAUCCUUGCCUCCUACUAGAAUUGCAGAACUGUAUGUGGAGCACAUAGGUGGGGUGAAGUUUUUGGAGAGCCAAACAGGAUCAUGUAAAGCAGAUGACUUGGUGAUUAACAUUGAUGAUUUGUUUGUUGAUGAGGCAGUGAUACUUGGUGAGGAAGUGGUACAUGAAGAAGAAUUAUACUCUGAUGAGUCAACAGAAGAUGAGAUGUAUAGUGAUGGGUCAUAUUCUAUGUCUAAUGAUGAGACAUUUGUGGAUGAUGAGGUAGAAUUUAGGGGAAUAGGUGAGAGUAGUCAGAAGAAUGUACCAGAGGAUAAUGUAGAGGGUGAAGAGAUUGUUCUUAGUGAUGCUUACUAUGACACAGAAGAUGGAAGUGCAUACAGCUCCUCAGAUGAUGACAAUAACACUAAAAAAAUAAAGGAGCAUCAAUUCAAGAAAUUUAGAAUUGAGCACGAUAAUGAAAACCUCAAAUUUGAAGUGGGCAUGAAAUUUUCUUCAGCUGCAGAUUUCAAAGUUGCCGUGAAACAACAUGCUAUUAAGAAUCAACGAAAUGUGAAGUUUGUGAAGAAUGAUAAGACGAGAGUGAGGGCAAGAUGUCAAACAGGAUGUCCAUGGGAAAUGUAUGCACACAAGGUGCUAGCUGAAGAGUCUUUCCAACUUAGAACAUACAGACCCAAGCAUAAAUGUCUUACAAGCUAUACCAAUAGGAAUGUCAACUCUUCCAUGAUAGCGAAGAGGUAUAUGGAUGACCUCAGAAUCAACCCUUCAAUGCCUAUCAAAGCCUUCAAAGAGAGGGUGAGGAAGGAAAUGAAAGUUGAUGUAUCCAAGUCCCAAUUGUAUAGAGCAAAGAGGAAAGCAGCCAUGCUCAUUUAUGGGGAUGACAUUGAACAAUAUGGACGGCUAUGGGACUACUGUGAAGAACUAAGGAGAUCAAACUCAGGUUCAACUAUAGUAAUGGAUGCCCCAUUAGAUGAAGAGACUGGCCAACCAAGAUUCAACAGGUUGUACAUUUGUUUUGCUGCAUGCAAGAGUGGAUUCAUACAUGGGUGCAGAAAACUAAUUGGGGUUGAUGGAUGCCAUUUGAAAGGCCUUUAUGUUGGCCAAUUGCUGACAGCUAUUGGGGUUGACCCAAAUGAUGCUAUGUACCCAAUAGCAUAUGCUGUAGUUGAAAAGGAAAACAAAGACACAUGGAUGUGGUUUUUUGAACUCUUGAGGAUUGAUCUAGGAAUUACACCCAGUAAUGAGCCUGAGUUCACAUUUAUCAAUGAUAGGCAAAAGGGGCUACUUCCUGCAUUGGUUGAAACAUUUCAAAGUGCAGAGCACAGGCAUUGUUGCAAACAUUUGCUCAAUAACUUCAUGAAGAUUUUCAAAGGCCCGUCACUUGAAGAAAAAUUCUGGAAGUGUGUCAAAGCAACUCAUGUUGCUCAAUUUCAAUAUGCAAUGGAGGUCAUGAAUAAAGAGAAUCCUGAUACAUGCAAGUGGUUGAAGGCUGAACCUGCAAGGUACUGGUCUAGAUCUCACUUUAAGGAUAUUGUCAAAUGUGAUAUGGUAUGCAACAAUAUGUGUGAAGCUUUUAAUAAAGCUAUACUUGAUGCACGAGACAAGUCAAUCACUGAGAUGUUGGAAUGGAUUAGGUCAUAUCUAGUUAAUAGGAGGGUUAUUAGAAGGGAAUGGAUUAGGAGACUAACAGACCCUAUGUUAACUAAUAUUUACAACAAGUUGGAGAAAUUUAUGGAUGAAUCAAAUGAAAGUAUUGCUGACUGGUGUGGUGAGCUCAAUUUUCAAGUAAGGUGUCCAUAUGGCCAAUACACAGUAGACUUGGGAGCCAUGACUUGUUCUUGUAGGAAGUGGGAUCUGUGUGGGAUCCCUUGUCCUCAUGCUAUUGCAGCCAUUGAAAACAGGCAACAACAACCAGAGGAGUUUGUCAAAAUGGAGUGGGUAGGGUUGGCAAUGGAUCAAACAAUGGAGUGGGCAGGGGUUCAAGUAGUGGAGUGGGCAGGGGUGGUAGGGGUUCACACAAUGGUAAGGGUAGGGCUUCAAAGAUUGGAAAGGGCAGGGGUGGCAGGGGAUCAACCACUGGAAUAGGCAGGGCUUCAAACCUUGGAGUGGGCAGGGGUGGCAGGGGUUCAAGCAUUGGAGUGGGCAGAGCUACAAACACUAGAUUAGGCAGGCUAGCAAGCACCGGAGAAGGUCAAGGUGCUACCCAACCUCAAUUUGAAGGCACAAGGGUUCACACAAGGGGAGGAGGCACUGCAAUGUUAGGCAUUGGUGGGAGGGUUCAAUGGAGAGGAAAUGAGGUAACACUAUUAUUUUUAUGUGCAUAACAGUUGAAAGUUGAUAAGUAGUUAUAGCAAUAAUAGUUACUCAUACAUAAUUACAUACCACCUCUAAUGCAGGCUAAUGUACCUUCAAACUAUGCACAAGCUACACAGUCUUCACAAAUUGCUGGUGGCUCAACCAUUACUAAGUCUACGACAAGAGCUGUCUUCAAAGGCCAGAAAUUUGGAAAUCUUUCUUCUCUUUAGUAUGAUGGAAACUGUAAUGAACUAAGUUAACUUGCACCUUCUAUGUUUGCUAUUGUUAGGAAACUUUAAAUGUGUUGGCCAUUGUUUUGGGACUAUGUUGGCCAGUAUUUCAGGUGGUAGUUGGCCAUUAUUUUGGAUAUGUCUGGCCCAUUAUUUUGGGAUAUGUGUUGGCCAUUAUUUUGGUAUGUCUUGGCCAUUGAACUGGGUAUAUGUAUUGGCCAUUGUUUUGGGACUGUGU